Molecule: messenger RNA, 1419 nt
Organism: Camelina sativa (false flax)
Lineage: Eukaryota; Viridiplantae; Streptophyta; Magnoliopsida; Brassicales; Brassicaceae
Source: RefSeq, a predicted model, not a curated record
AUGACAAAGAUCAACUAUGAUGCUUGGCGUGAACUCUUCGAAACACAUUGUUUCAGCUUUGGCGUGUCUGGCCAUCUCGAUGGCACCUCUCUACCUAUGAAUCCAGAAGACAUAUCUUGGAAAGAGCGUGAUGGUCUCGUCAAGAUGUGGAUCUAUGGAACCAUUUCUUCCUCUCUUCUCGACACGGUGCUGAAAACUCGUUGCUCUGCCCGUGAACUCUGGCUCAUCAUAGAAAACCUCUUCCGUGACAACAAAGAAGCCCGUGCGAUACUACUCGACAAUGAUCUCCACACCCUCACCAUCGGAGAUCUCACGGUCCACGACUAUUGUCAAAAGCUCAAGACCCUUUCUGAUCUCCUUGCCAAUGUUGACUCUCCGGUCUCCGAUCGCCUCGUCGUGACGUAUAUGUUGAACGGUCUCUCACUAAAGUUUGACAACUUCAUCAACAUCAUCAAACAUCGCCAACCGUUCCCCACCUUUGCUGUUGCCCGCUCCAUGCUUGUUGAGGAGGAACAACGCUUAAACCGCCAGACCCACACCCGUGCCCCUGUUUCUCUUGACUCGACAUCUCAGAGCGUGUUGUACACGACCUCUAGCGGACACAACAACCACACCGGCGGUCAUCGCGACAACAACUACAACAAAGGCAACUCAUAUGGUGGACGAGGUCGCGGUCGUGGACGCAACAACAACAGAGGACGGGGCCGUCAGCAGUGGCAAUGGACUCCCAACUGGCAAAUGCCUCCACCGUGGUACCAGUCGCCACCGUCGUUUCCGCAUUCGCACCAACGUUACUGGCCGCAACAACCGCACAUGGCGAACCUCACCACUACACAUCCAGCGAGCGGCCUCCUUGGUCCAUCUCCUAUGGCAUCACAACCAACACAGCUUCCGGCUGCCGCUUUUGGUACAAUGACCAUGCCGGAUCCCAACGAUGCAAGCUGGUACAUGGACACCGGCGCUACAUCUCACCUCACGGCACAACCAGGUACUCUCCAUUCCCUCUUUAAUGCGAGCUCUUUCCCAUCGGUAGUUGUCGGUGACGGAUCCUCUAUUCCCACUAAAGCAAUCGGUUAUUACUCUUUACCUUCUCACACACGUCCUCUCCAUCUAAAUAAAGUGCUUGUUUGUCCUUCUAUUAUCAAAAACCUUAUCUCUGUUCGUCAAUUUACUAUAGAUAAUUGGGUUUCUGUGGAAUUUGAUCCUUUUGGCUUUUGUGUUAAGGACCUUCAUACUCGGAACAAGCUCCUCCGAUGUAACAGCUCCGGUCCUCUCUACUCAAUCACUUCACCACCAUCGGCCACUCAAUCCUCUCAUUCUCCACAAGCCAUGAUCUCAGCGGUUCCCAACUCUUUGUUGUGGCAUCGUCGUCUCGGACACUUCUCUUUGUCAUGCUUGUCAAUUGGGGAAACACAUUAG